AUGGUUAAGGUCGGUAACCAAGGUUUGGAUGACAGAUACAUCCGCUUGCGGUCGCAUAGAAUUUCACGUCCUGUGGUGUCGGGAUUGCGUCAGUCUCAUUCGAUCACGUUUUCGAGACCCGGUUUUCGACCAGGUUUCCACGUUUGGUUUCGGUCUACGAAGAAGCUAUGGCAAAAAACAAAGACACAAAUCAUUACGAAUGCGACCAACCCGAAAGGUAAAGUUAACACCGUUGUAUAGCUAAUUUGUACAUAUAAAUAUUUCUUUCUUGUGGUGAUUGUUGAUCCUCGCGUUGUUUCGCCAGGGAAGAUGCAUAUUCCACGUUGUCGCCAUUUUCCUAUGCAAGACAACAAGGGCUACAACCCUCCCCGUACAAUCAACAGUUCAUGCCGCAGCAAUACUGUUCCACCAAUGAUGUCCUCGAUGCAGAUGAUGGCACCAUUCACUCAUUCGCCUGGCCAUGCGGUUCAGGCUUCGCAGUUUUCGGAUCCGCCUACAUCGAGUCAAGAAAACGCAGAAAACGGAGCGCAAAGGAAAAAAAAUCGAUGGACUGACACCGAAGAAAAGAUUCUAAUUGAACUGUUCGGCGAGAACGAGGAUAAACUUCGCUACCGGUCGUUCAAUUCCCCGGAGUGGCAGUCUAUCGCCAGGCAACUGCAAGAAAGGUGCAGACGAGAGAACGUCGAAAGCGAGAAAUCUGCCCAGCAGUGCAAAAAUAAAAUGGCAAACCUCACCAAAAAGUACAAGAACGUGAAAGAUAAACUAAGGACCACUGGAUAUGGAAAGGGAGGAGACGACGAACACGAAGACAAGGAAACCGAGAGUGGAACUGGGCUCAUACCAAGAAAUUUUCACGAUAUAGAUAACAUUUUAGGCCACCGAGAAGCUGUUAAUCCCAAGCACGUGCUGGAAAGCAGCUCACAACACGUCGACAGUUCCCCUGAAAUUGAUCAAGAUUUGCUGGAAAAGGAGGCCUUAGAUGAGGAGAUGUGGGCAGCUGCUCGCGCCCAAAAGGAGAGGGAUACGCCUGGCACGUCUGGCGCUGAUGGCUCUGAAGAAGAGGACGCAGAUCUGGCUUUCGCGAAAUCACUGUUCUUCAAGAACAAAAGCGGAAAAAGGAAGGGCCCGAGCACGAGCACACCCAAUCCAAAGAGUCGCGCGGUAGAAUUGGCGAAAUCGGCGAAAAAGAAUCCUAGAAAGAAGACCAAAGGUGGGGCUGGCGCAGAGGAACAAAGCGCAGUCCUUUCGUUCCUUGAAAGGGCACAAGAAAAGGAUGAGGCCUUUAUGGAGAGGAUGGCCGAGGCAGAAAGG
This is a messenger RNA of Porites lobata, 1311 nucleotides long. The record is from the annotation of a GenBank genome assembly. Lineage: Eukaryota; Metazoa; Cnidaria; Anthozoa; Scleractinia; Poritidae.